GUGUUUCGAGCUCUGGCUAAUCUACUUGAAAUCAUUAAUUAUUCAAUAACGUUUUACAUUUAUUGUUUAUUUUCGGAAGACUUUCGUAAUACUCUUAUCCAAACACUCAAAUGGCCAUGGUGUAAAGCAGCACGAGAUAAACAUAAAUUAUCCACGAAGAGAUCUCUUAACCCUAGACCAACGAUCAUCGCAGCAUCACCAACAACUACUCUUGCAACUUCUAGACACGCAUCUCGCACAAGCGUGUAA
This is a messenger RNA of Cotesia congregata, 249 nucleotides long. NCBI's taxonomy places the organism in Eukaryota, Metazoa, Arthropoda, Insecta, Hymenoptera, Braconidae. The record is from the annotation of a GenBank genome assembly.